UCGUAACAAACCCGCCCGGUCGACCGCCGGCUCGCUUUUGUGCGUUUGUCUUGCGUUGCGUUUACGUCUGUGUUUGCCCGUUCCUUUGCGUUUCUGAUUUCAUUUUGCGCGACCAGCGCACUGUACGAAAGGGCACCGAAACAUGCUCGCGUGAUUAACACGUGCUGUGUGGUGUUUAUUUUUGUUUUACAAAUUUACAACACGUGAUUGCUUAAGAUAUGCCGACAGUUUAGCUUCUUCGUUCAGUGGAUAUUUUUGAAAAAGGUAGUGAUUGUGAAAAUAUCAGUUCCAUUUAUAAUAUUCCAAGCGAAAGAAUAUGUGACAAACUACUACACAAUUUGGUUUUGUUCUUUGAGAAGCUUCAACGGUGCUGUGUCAUUGCAAUUAAGAAUUAAUUGUGCCCAAAUUAAUGUUGAAACAAGCGUGACGGUGACUAGCGAUGUUUGUGUUUAUGCGUCUGAUAGCGAAAUAUAAGGCCGAAAGGAAGCGAAUAAAGGAACCCAGUUUAUGUACAAAUAAUUACUCCCUGGUAUUUCUACCAGGAAAGAUGGAAAAUUAAAACAGAAAUAAAAACCUUGAAGAAGUAUUUUAUUAUUAGACAGAAUGUGAAGUAUAAGCUAUUCUUCAUAGUGGAUCGUUCCGUGUUAAUUUGAUCACACCUAACUGGUUCAAUAAACAAUCCCCGCCACGACCACAUUACUCGGAUAAUCAUGCAUAAUUUGGAUUCGUUUUCACGAAACAUUGUACUCAUACUUUUGCCGAGCACAAAGCACAAGAGCUUGCUGGCAUAAUUUCCUACCAUGGUGCAUACUUCGUGACAGCAUGCUAGUUGAAGUGUGUGUAUGCUGUGUACCCAUCGCCCUUAGCUAAAUACGGAAUCAUAUGGUGCUGUCCGGCCAGAUGACAAGAAGUGCAACAUCGCAUAACCGAGCCUAACAGCGAUUAAAGCCACUAUCUAGAGGAAUUUCUUCAUCACCUUCACCAGUGACGUGCGUGUAGAUGCGAAUUUUUGCUCUGUACUGACCCACAGAGCACAUGCCACAACGGUGUCCGAGCGUGACCCUAACAUCGGGUUUACCCCCAUUAACCCUGAGCAGGCCAAACAUCCCAUUCCACCAAACCGCAGGGACGGCAAGGUCGUCCGAUUAAAGUAGAACGCCAGCGCCACGAAAAGUCAUAAUCGGAUCGCUCGGGAGACGAUGGAAACGAUUAAGAGAGAAAAUAUACAGCUAGGUGAUAAUAGAAAACUAGUGGCCACAAUGGGCGGCCCACUACCACCAAUGAGUGGCAGUAGCACAAUCGUCGUCCGGUCACCACCAACACAAUCGCCUUCGGAAGCGCUACCACCGCAGGCGAGUAUAGUCGAGCCGAGUGUCGUCAAUCCGGUCACGUCACUGUUUGAGGUGGUCGACCAAAAGCCACCGAACGAGAAAUCAGUUCAUCCCCAGUCGCCGACGUCGCACCGUGCUUGGUUUCGGAAGUCCAACACUUGUGGUAGCUUGUAUGUACAGUGCGGAUGUACUGUGGAACCUGGCGAAGAUCCACACACAUUUACGACCACGAACCAAUCGUGUAGUGAUACCUCCUCGAGCUCGCAGCCCGAUCGACAGCAGCCGCGUACACGUCCCAUUUCGCUGUCCGAUAAGGAUAUUCGACGGAUUCGACCACGGCUCGAUAAACCUUCGUUCGUACACCCGGAUAGUCCAACGACCGUGUUUAGCGAAGCGAACGCGAAAGAUGCCUUGGUGAAGAAGGCACAUUCAACCCGUGCCUUAGUUCCCACGGCCCAGACAGCCAACGGCGACUACGAAAUACUGCACACAGCGACGGCACAUUCCAAACGUUUCUCGACUCCUGCCAUCGGCACAAGUUACGCCUUCCAUCCGGAGUUUGUGCUGCAAAAACUGGACCCGGAUACACCAGGCAACGGGUCGAGUUCUCAGCUCAUUCAGCCACCUUCAUCACAACCGGAAGCGGUGCGCAGUGGCUCAAAAAUCGUAUUUAAACAAAGAAGCUGCACCAGUUAUCCGGGGUUAGAAAGUACCGGACGCUUUCAAGGAUCCUUUUCGAACGCUUCGAGCAUCGACGAAUUGGGUACGGUGGGUGAAAUUGAUGGAUCGAGUGUACCCACACUUGGAUCACUGGAGGAUCUAGAACGUAGGCCGAGUGAGAGCUCACCUCAACAACAAUCACUCAACGUGCCCGACGACACUGGAGGUGGUACCCUUGACACUAGUGGACAUUGCCGAGGGGUGUUAAUUGAAUCAAACAGCAAUAAUACUGGCAAAGUUAGCAACGCGUGCGCGAUCCCAGUGCGAAAAGGGAGGGAACUGUUCGUGGACAAUAGUGGAAAGCUUAGCGUCUCCCUUGACAGUGGUCGUGAGGCGCAUCGUCGGGGCGAGGCUGCCCACCACCAUCAGUCGAUACCCGGUGGUGUUUGCAGUGCCGAAAACAGCCCACCAAGUCCACCAUCUCUGCUGCUGAGUCCGGUCAUACCGUCGAAGUUCGAUUGCUCCGCCAAGGAGUAUCUCAUCCAGUCCGGCAUACUCGGUCCAAUGGGUAAUGGGUCGUCGUUGCUCAUGCGCAAAACCUCCAAGAUUGUCCCUAACAUUGACACACCGGUCAAGGAACGGAUACGUAAGAAUUCGGUAAAGUUCUGGGGCAAGGUGCUUACCGAGGAUCGUAGAAAAUCACUUACCGGUCAGUGUGAUAGUUUGCAGUCGUACGGAAGCUCAAUGACGAUCAGUGGCACGGAACCGAACAGUUUCGAGGAGGAGAUCAUCGGCUUAAGAAAGUUGUUAAGGGCGCGCGAUGAUGAGAUAGACAAAUUACGCCGUGAAAUCGACAAGCUCAAGAGUGUACUCCAACAAAAAGCCGUCAACAGUCUCGAACAACCGAAUGCACAAUCUGGUCAGCAAAGGUUAACGCUAGUCAGUCCCUCCAACACACCGACGCACAAAGGACAGAAUGUGGCCGAAGGAGAACUAUUGUCCAGCAUCCAGGCGAACUAUGCCAUGGCCGGACAGCCCCUGUCGGAACUGUUUGGCAUUUCCGGCAACAGCUUUAAGCUACAUCAGAUGAAAUCCGUCAAAGGCAUCACAUUGCAAGCGAUGAAAAAGCAGGGAGUAUCGGGUGAAAGCUGUGAUCUGAUGGGUAGCCAAUCGAGCGACAUCAAGAUACCAAAGUACAAGAAAGAUUUCAGUGCGAAGCAGCUGAUCAAAGACGCAAUCAUGGAGAACGAUUUCUUUAAAAAUAUUGACUCGCUCCAGAUAAGAGAGAUCGUCGAUUCGAUGUACAGCCGCGAGUUCCGCAAGGGUGAAUACGUCAUUCACGAGGGUGAGGCAGGUUCGCAUCUGUACGUUUCCGCGUCCGGUGAAUUUGAAGUCAUCAAGGAUAGCAAAGUGCUGGGAGUGAUGGGUCCGGGAAGGGCCUUCGGAGAGCUGGCGAUACUGUACAACUGUACACGAACGGCAUCGAUAAGGGUACUUUGUGACUCCCGGGUGUGGGUGCUGGACCGACGAGUGUUCCAACAGAUUAUGAUGCGAACGGGAAUGCAACGGAUAGAGGAGAAUGUUAAUUUCCUCAAGUCGGUACCGCUGCUUAAACAUCUAAGCAAUGAUGUUCUUACGAAAAUUGCCGACGUCCUUGAGGUGGAAUUCUACCCUGCUGGAGCGUUCAUCAUUCGCCAAGGUGCUGCCGGAGACACAUUCUUUCUAAUUAGCCAAGGAACGGUAAAGGUGACGCAACGACUACCCGGCCGCUCGGUGGAAGAAGAAAUUCGCAUCCUCGUCCGUGGAGAGUACUUCGGUGAGCAGGCACUCAUUAGGGAGGAUAAGCGCACGGCCAACAUUAUUGCAAUGUCGCCCGGUGUCGAGUGUCUCACGCUGGAUCGCGAGUCAUUCACCAAGCACAUCGGUGACCUGUGCGAACUGCAGGAAAAGAACUAUGGCGACGAGGAACGUGUGCUAGCCUUCCGUAAUCUGGAGAACACUCACCCUUCGUUGGGAUCGUGUCAACCAGAGCUGCUGGACGUAAAUUUAACAGAUUUGGAGGUGGUAGGAACACUGGGUGUGGGUGGAUUUGGUCGGGUCGAGCUGGUUAAGCUGGAACGCAACGAUGACACACAGGUGUACGCACUGAAGUGUAUGAAAAAACGUCACAUUGUUGACACACGGCAACAGGAGCACAUGUACAGCGAGCGCAAAAUUAUGUUGGCGUGCCAAAGCCCAUUUAUCUGUCGGCUCUACCGAACGUACAAGGAUACCAAGUUUGUCUACAUGCUGCUGGAAGCUUGUAUGGGCGGAGAGGUGUGGACGAUACUGCGCGAUCGUGUUACGUUCGAAGACUCGACGGCAAAGUUUAUCGUUGCCUGUGUCCUGCAAGCGUUCGAUUUCCUGCACGCCCGCGGUAUCGUCUAUCGAGAUUUGAAGCCGGAAAAUCUACUGCUAGAUGCAAGGGGAUACGCGAAACUGGUUGAUUUUGGAUUCUCCAAAUUCAUUGGCUAUAGCAGUAAAACAUGGACGUUUUGUGGUACACCGGAGUACGUGGCACCGGAAAUAAUUCUCAACAAAGGACAUGACCGAUCAGUGGACUACUGGGCGCUGGGUAUCUUAAUACACGAGCUACUGACCGGAAUCCCACCAUUUACUGCAGCAGAUCCCAUGAAAACGUACAAUAUAAUACUGAAAGGUAUCGACAUGGUCAACUUCCCGAAGCAUAUGUCUCGUGCUGCCGUUAGCCUUAUCAAGCGACUCUGCCGUGACGUUCCAUCCGAGCGAUUGGGCUAUCAACGAGGUGGUGUUCAAGACAUCAAAAAGCACAAAUGGUUCCAGGGCUUCGACUGGGAUGGUCUGAUCGCUCUGACACUUAAAUCUCCUUUGCAACCGAACCUGCAAGGACCGCUGGACAUGUCGAACUUUGAUAUCUUCCCCAAAGACUUAGACAUUCCACCGGACGAACUGUCCGGGUGGGAUGCAGACUUCUGAGAGCUUCAGGCAGACAUCAUGCCACCAUAUCAAUCCAUCAAGUAGUGAUACAAAUAAUCUGCAAUACAACACACCUAGCAAUAAGUUGGUUAAAGCUGUUACGAUAGUGCAUAGGAUGCCUACAACACACAGAUAGCUAUUACAUGUACAAACGUAUGAUUAUUGAGCUGUUGUGCGUUCUUUAUUUGACUAAUUUGACUAAAAGAGAAUAAAAUUUCUAUUUCCUA
Molecule: messenger RNA, 5212 nt
Organism: Anopheles funestus (African malaria mosquito)
Lineage: Eukaryota; Metazoa; Arthropoda; Insecta; Diptera; Culicidae
Gene: Pkg21D
Product: cGMP-dependent protein kinase, isozyme 1
Exons: 12
Coding region: 1200-4985 (1261 amino acids)
Biological process (GO): protein phosphorylation
Molecular function (GO): cGMP-dependent protein kinase activity; ATP binding
Source: RefSeq, a predicted model, not a curated record